Messenger RNA from Cyclopterus lumpus (lumpfish), 1969 nucleotides. RefSeq names its product coiled-coil-helix-coiled-coil-helix domain containing 3a (gene chchd3a). Gene Ontology annotation, cellular component: mitochondrion; MICOS complex. The record is from RefSeq and is a predicted model, not a curated record. The transcript has 11 exons. Lineage: Eukaryota; Metazoa; Chordata; Actinopteri; Perciformes; Cyclopteridae. Gene Ontology annotation, biological process: inner mitochondrial membrane organization. The coding region runs from base 161 to 1279 and encodes 372 amino acids.
GUGAGUUUCUUUGCCGAAGCAGUGGCGUGUGUGUUGUGGGGCCUGGCCAGCUAGCUAUACCUGGCGCUAACGCAAUUAUACUCAACCAAAUAAGACAGUGGGUGUCAGUCUUCCAUAUUACAUGUAGAUAACUGACACUUUGGCAACCUGCGGUCUGAUAAUGGGAGCGAACAACAGUACCCGGCGCGUGUCGUUUGAGUCGGACGAGAACGAGAAUAUAUCGGUGGUGAAGGGCAUACGGCUUUCUGAGAAUGUCAUCAACCGCAUGAGGGAACCUGACGCUCCUCCCAAACUCCAACAUGCUCCCCCUCCGCCACCUUCCAUGGCACCUACCCUCACUCCUUCUCCUCUCCUGCGGCCAGUUCCUCCCCUCUUUGAUCCGAUCACCUCCUUGCCUCCUCCCCCUCCUCUUGUAGAACCUGUUGCACUUCCAGCUCCUCCUCCACCAGCUCCAUCUGCCACAGAGACUGUGGCUGCACCUCCACCACCUCCUCCGCAGCCUUCUAAGGAACAGGUAGCAGCCCCCACCAUCAGUGACAUGCCCCCAGUGAAUCCAGUAUUCCUUGCUCCUGCCCCUGAGCCAGUGGUAGUGCCUGAGUCAAUUUCGGUCCCACCACCACCACCACCACCUCCUGCUGCAGCAGCCGUUGAUGAAGAGGCCCUGAGGAAGAAGAUCACUGAUGAGCUGUUUAAAGGCCUGGAGCAGGAUAGGGCGAAGGCAGAGCAAGAGCUGCAAGCCUGGGUUGUGGCAGAGAAGGCGCGGGCAGCAGCCCAGGCUCAGGAUGAUGCCCAGUCCCAGGUACAGGACGAAGUGUCCAGGAUCCUGUCUGUGGAGCGCGCCGUGGCCCACGAGAGCAUCCAGCAAGCUGUAAUAAGAGAGAGGAUCUCCACCGAGGACGAGAAGCUCCGCGCUCAGCUCCACGAGAUUGGACGGAAGGCCAAGCAGCUGAGCGCCAGAGAAGCAGACCUAAACAAGCAGGAUGCUUUCUACAGAGAGCAGGUGGCUCGGCUGGAGCAGAGGAGUGCUCAGUUCUACAAGGUCACCACAGACAACUAUCAUAAAGCUGCCGACCAAGUGAAUGCCAAGUUCAAGCGGUAUGAGGCAUAUCCUGUGUGUGCAGACCUGCAGGGCCAGAUCCUCGCAUGCUACAAGGAGAACGUUGGAAAAACCCUGAACUGCUCCAACAUAGCGGCCCUCUACCUGCAGUGUGUCAACAACACCAAACAGAAUAACAAGUGUGUGCAUGCACCCUCAUGGACAGAUGAUAUAACAAGUUGAGGACCGGGGGUUAAGGAAGAGAGAGGAAGAAAGGGAGAGCAAUGAAGAGUUUAUUGUGUGGGAUUACUGAUUAUCGACCGACCGACAAACAGACCAAGCCAGAGUGGAGGAAGUGAGGAAUGAGUCAGCACCAAGACGCACCGUGCCCCUCUAAACCCUUGUGGAGAACCAAACCGGACCAGAGGCACCGAGCACAGCACCCUGAUAGAGAAAUAGACACUCCUUCCCCACCUCUCUUACCUUUUGUCUAUCUCUCCUAUGAGUACGUAGGGAGGCAGUGACACAGGCUGCCAUUUUGGAGAAAGAGCAGGGACUGACAGGACCCUGCAGGCCUGAGUUUGGCCCACUAGAAGGACCGUAAAUAUGAACCGGACAAAACCACAAGAACGUAAGCCACCUCUGUGACCUGCCACUUGGACCCAUCCCCUCUCACCUCAACACUGUUGGCUAAAUCAAAGUCUAUUUUUAGAAGAAUAGAAGUCAGUCAUAUUUUCUUGUCCAUAAUUCAUUGUUUUCCUGCUCCUGAUGCACUUUCCUGUACACAAAUACACAUGUACCCAUCAUCUGUUCCGUCUUUGCAUCUGUUCGUGUGAGUUAAUAAUGUAACGAUCUGCGUGUAGAGAAUUCAUCCAGACCAACACUUGUGACAAUGUCUGAUCAGAGGAAAUAAAAGACGAAACGAUGCAGGAA